AUGCUUUCCAAACGUAUUGUGGCUAUUCGCCCUUUAAGCUCUUCUACAGCAGCUUCUUUCCAGCACAAAAACCAAAUACUCAACAAAUUUAACCAACCACAGAAAGACCUUGAGACUCCUUUGGAGUUGGCAAAUCAAUCGACCCUUCCAAAGACCCAACCAAAGCUUCUCAAGAAGGAACCACGUCAACCAACAUCGAAAAACCCCUUCUUGUCAGAUCACAAGAUUGAAAAUGAUCCCAACUACAAAAUGUCUGGCUUGAUGCAAUCCAUAGGUCAACUGGUUAUUAAGAUUUUCUCAAUCGAUAUGGAUAAGACCAGAGCCGGACCAGUGGCAGGAUCUCUCUACUACGGAGAGUGCAAGAAGCAAGCAUUAUACUACCCAAACGAACCACUCUCUGACACCGCCAAAUUCUACUAUGAAACGUUGAACCUUCCAAGAUCCUUCAGUCAGUGGUUCCAGAUCACAAAUCUUCAUUACUGGAUCUUAUCUGUCAGAAUGAGAGCCAUGCCUUUCAAAUACGGAAAGAACUACCAACAAAAACUAGUCGACAGAUUUUUCAGAGAUAUGGAAUUGAGAAUGGCUCAAGAAUUGAAUAUCAGUUCCAACCGUAUCAUCGAGGGAUACCUUAAAGAUUACCAUACCCAAAUGUUAGGAUCGAUAGUCAGUUUCGAUGAAGGUUUAAUGACUGACGACAUAACAUUGGCCGGUGCUUUGUGGAGAAAUGUCUUCAAUGGUAACCCAGAUGUCGACAUGAGACACGUGGAAGCAUUAGUGGGCUACGUUAGAUCCCAACUUUACGUGUUGAACAAGAUGAGUGACCGUGAGUUUGGUUUUGGAAAGUUCAAAUUUGUUCCACCUAACGAAGUGGUCAAGCCAUUGACAAAGGCACAGGAAGAAGAAUUGAGAGCCAAGGUCAAGGCUGAAUUUGACUCGCACAAUUUGCCAUCCCAAAGGAGUGUUUUAUCAUUGGAUGAAUAA
Molecule: messenger RNA, 981 nt
Organism: Suhomyces tanzawaensis NRRL Y-17324
Lineage: Eukaryota; Fungi; Ascomycota; Pichiomycetes; Serinales; Debaryomycetaceae
Exons: 1
Coding region: 1-981 (326 amino acids)
Biological process (GO): mitochondrial respiratory chain complex III assembly
Cellular component (GO): mitochondrion
Source: RefSeq, a predicted model, not a curated record